Messenger RNA from Eucalyptus grandis, 820 nucleotides. RefSeq names its product tripeptidyl-peptidase 2-like. Bases 178 to 522 code for a protein of 114 amino acids. The transcript has 4 exons. NCBI's taxonomy places the organism in Eukaryota, Viridiplantae, Streptophyta, Magnoliopsida, Myrtales, Myrtaceae. The record is from RefSeq and is a predicted model, not a curated record.
AAAAAAAAAAAAAAAAGAGGAGUGAGUUUACUUACUGUGUAUUUGUUUUAUGGUGAUUUGCAGAUCAUUGAUGGAGCCGACGAAGUUAUCAAUAGCAUUGACAGAGAUGAGUUAGCAAAAUAUUUUGCAUUCAAAAGUGAUCCAGAGGAUGAGGAUGCAGAGAAUAUUAAGAAGAAGAUGGAGACUACACGUGAUCAAUUAGCAGAAGCUCUUUACCAGAAGGGGUUAGCAGUAGCAGAAAUUGAGUUCGUCAGUCAAGAGAAGGCUUCAGCAAAAGCUACAACUGAGGGCUCAGAAGAUGUGGAUGCAAGUGGUGACGUACCUGUUCAGACGCCUGGUGUCCCACCCAAUCUCUUUGAAGAAAAUUUUGCGGAAUUGAAGAAAUGGGUUGAUGUGAAGUCCUCUAAGUACGGUACUCUCUUGGUCAUUCGUGAGCAACGUCAUGGAAGGCUGGGAACAGCGCUGAAGGUACUGAAUGAUAUGAUUCAAGAAGACGGUGACCCCGAAGAGGAAGCUGUUUGAACUAAAGCUGACUUUGCUCGAGGAGAUUGGAUGGAGUCACCUGUUAAGGUAUGAGAGAGAAUGGAUGCAUGUACGAUUCCCGGCAUGCUUGCCAUUGUUUUAAGGAUAUUUUAGUUUGUAUGUAUUCAGCGAUAAACUGUGUACGCAAAUAUAGCGUCUAAUCCACAAGGUGGGUGCUUAUGAUUUCCCGUUUACACUCUUUUCAGAAACUAUAAAUCUAGCAGUUUCACAUGCUAAAGUUUUUUGUGCACUUUUGUGUUACACAAAUUGCCCAUCUAGUCAUGAGCACUUUACCCUA